ACCCCUUUUUUUCAGUUUUUUUCCUUGUCUUUCUCUCAAGUCAAGCAGCAGCCUUAACCCCUUUUCCUUCUUGUUCAUCCCACUAGUGGCUAGUUACCGUUUCAAGCUUAUUCUUACCCAAAAAUACAAUAAAAAAAGAAUCUUUAGCAAGGAAGGUUCUCUUUUUUUUUUCUUGAAUUGUCCCUCUUCAUACAGACGGAGAAGGUAAUGUGUUGGGAAAUAAGACAUAUACUUGGAUAACUAACAUCUGCAAGAUGGGUGGUUGCUGUUGCUCUUCAAGGAAGCCUCCCCAGCUUCAUGGAACACAAGUAUUUUACUAUUUUCCACCAGCUUCUGAAGAGUAUGAGUCCCUGACAUCUGAUGAUAGUGCUGCUAUUGCAUUUACCUCUGAGCUCCUGGAUGAUUUAAAUGUAGAUAGAUCAACACCCGACACUUACCGCUCUCCCCCUGCACCAAUUCCAUUUGAAGUAGAUUUGGGGCAUCCACAGUCAAGAGGAGGUUCCCAGUUCAUAGAUGAAACAGUACUUCAACAUAGCUAUGAGAUAACUACUUGUAAAGAUAUUAAGUUUUCUGAUCGCAAAGCUGAAACAGAGUCUCUUCUUGCCUCCCUAAAGAAAACAGGGAUUGACCUUGUAAAAUCUAAUCCAUCUAUUAUUAAAUCAUCAGAAGAAGAGGAUGUUUGUCCUACUUGUCUUGAAGAAUAUGACGUCGACAAUCCAAGAAUAGUCUCAAAAUGUAACCACCAUUUUCAUCUUUCAUGCAUUCUUGAGUGGAUGGAAAGAAGUCAAACAUGCCCAAUAUGCGAUCAGGAAAUGGUAUACGAAGCUCUAUGAAAACUAAUCAAAAGUUCCUUAGCUGCUGGUCAUCAACACCUGUCUAUACAAGCAAGCAUAGCCACAUGAGGCUGUUGUUUUUCACUUGGCGGCUUGGCCUGUAUUCACUUGUUCACUCAUGAAAGUGUAAAUUCUCUAUGUAUAUGAAGCUUAUGUUAGUAGAUCCCGCCCUUGAUGAAGAUGCGAGUUGCAUAUAUAUGCUGAUGGGAGCUAAUUUGCAGGCGAAGAACAAAAAAAGAAGUUGUAGUUUUGCAUUUGGUGCCUGGAAGAUUAAAUUCUGAAAACGCGUCUUUUUGGUCAUGAUUCUUCUGAGUUCCAAGUGUUGUACAGUGAACCCUUUUGGUGGUUGUAAUUUUAUGUUCAAUUGCUGUACAGAUUCUUCUGUCAAAGAUUAUGGCAAUGGCAAUGGCAUAGUCCUUAAAGUUUCAUAGACUCA
Messenger RNA from Solanum pennellii, 1269 nucleotides. RefSeq names its product probable E3 ubiquitin-protein ligase RHB1A. NCBI's taxonomy places the organism in Eukaryota, Viridiplantae, Streptophyta, Magnoliopsida, Solanales, Solanaceae. The transcript has 5 exons. The record is from RefSeq and is a predicted model, not a curated record. Gene Ontology annotation, molecular function: ubiquitin-protein transferase activity. Bases 255 to 833 code for a protein of 192 amino acids.